GCCGCUCCCUCACGGCGCAUGCGCGCGGGGCUCCCGUCAGCGCCGGGGCAGGGAGGGCCGGCGGCGGUUGGUGGCGGCGGUGGCCGGAGGCGCGCGCGCGGCGCGGCCCGUUGCCCCCCGCGCUGACGUCGCGCGGCGGGCAGCUGGUUGAAAAGCAGGAGACUCUCUCGUCAGGUUAGGAAGCUAAUUGUGGAGGUCUUCACGCAGUAACUCUUGUCCUUCGGUCACUUUGCAUAGAGUGAGGUUACAGAGCAGUGAAUUUAAACGGCUGCAGUGAAUAUUAGUGCCAACACCCAAGCGAGCUCUUCAGCAUCUGUGUGUUAACAUAACCUGUUUGCAGACACUGGCUUUAUGAGAUGCCCGCUGAGCAUUGUCCUUCUUGGCUAGCCUGUUCACAAGUCGUCUGUAUAACCUAACUUUUGUUCCUGCUCUGCUUUCUGCAUAAAAGGGAUGACAGGAAUGGAGACUGAAGCUGCAAGAGACAAAGCCAUGGAAGAGGAAAGCACUGAACAGAAGAAAGAGAGGGAGAAAAAGAAGAGGUCAAGGGUUAAACAGGUGCUUGCAGAUAUAGCAAAACAAGUGGAUUUCUGGUUUGGCGAUGUUAAUCUCCACAAAGAUAGAUUUCUUCGGGAACAAAUAGAAAAGUCCAGAGAUGGAUAUGUUGACAUAUCACUUCUUGUAUCUUUCAACAAAAUGAAAAAAUUAACUACUGAUGGAAAAUUGAUAGCUCGAGCAGUUAAAAGUUCAUCUGUUGUAGAGUUGGAUUUAGAAGGAACUAGGAUUAGAAGACGACAGCCACUGGGUGAGCAACCAAAGGAUGUGGAUAGUCGUACAGUCUAUGUGGAGCUGCUUCCCAAAAAUGUUAAUCACAGUUGGAUUGAGCGGGUGUUUGGGAAGUGUGGCAAUGUAGUUUACGUCAGUAUACCAAGGUAUAAAUCUACUGGUGAUCCAAAGGGAUUUGCUUUUGUUGAAUUUGAAACAAAAGAGCAAGCAGAGAAAGCUAUUGAGUUUUUGAAUAAUCCACCAGAAGAAGCACCACGGAAACCUGGUAUUUUCCCCAAAACAGUAAAAAAUAAGCCGGUUCCUGCACUGAAUACAAGUAACAGCAGUGUUGUAGAAGAGAAGAAAAAGAAGAAAAAAAAGAAAUCCAAAAUUAAGAAAGAGAGCAAUACACAGGCAGCUGUAGAGACAAAGGAAUCAAACAUGAACACUACAACAGAACAAGUGCCCAAGUCAAAAAGACAUAGGACUUCAUCAGAGUGUUCAGAAAUGGGGGGUACUGAGGUUCACAGGCAGCCCUCAAAGAGAGAGAAAAGGAAAUGGGACAGAGCAGAAAGCACAGAGGUACCUGUGGAAAGCAGGCCAGGAAAGAGAAAAAGAAGUAGCUCUGGAGAUGCUGAGACACCAAUUGCAAAAGUCAAGAAGACUGUUCAGAAGGUUCAAGUUCAUCCUAUAAAACAAGAAACAGAAGCUCCAAAAGAUUCCAAUGAAGUCACUGCAGAAGAUAAGGAUGGUGAUAAAAAAGACACAUCCCUUUCAAAAUCUAAAAGGAAACAUAAGAAAAAACACAAAGAAAGACACAAGAUGGGUGAAGAAGUCAUUCCACUCAGAGUACUGUCAAAGACCGAAUGGAUGGAUUUGAAACAAGAAUAUUUGGCUCUUCAAAAAGCCAGUAUGGCCUCCUUAAAGAAAACAAUGUCUCAAAUCAAACCUGAGCCUGUGGGAGAGAUGGAAACGGAUGGUUGUACACAGAAAAAGCCUCAGUCAAAAAAUGUCAAAUCCACCAGUGAAGAUUCUGCCCCUCCUGUCAAGGCUAACACAAUGGGGCCCCAGUUUGUGAGUGGUGUAAUUGUGAAGAUCAUUAGCACAGAGCCCCUGCCGGGCAGGAAGCAGAUCAAGGAUGCUUUGGCGCUGCUGGCUGAUGUCGCCUAUGUAGACAUGCUGGAGGGAGACACUGAGUGUCAUGUCCGGUUUAAUACUCCUGAGGAUGCACAGACUGUCAUGAAAUCACACAAAGAAAUACAGAUAAAAAACAACUGGAAAUAUGAAGUUCUCACUGGUGAUAAUGAACAACGUUACUGGCAGAAGAUUUUAGUGGACAGACAAGCUAAGCUUAACCAGCCUCGAGAAAAGAAGCGGGGUACUGGAGAAGCUGAUUGCCAAAGCCGAAAGAAUGAGACUUGAAAAGACUCAACAGACAAGUAAGCAUAUUCGCUUCUCUGAAGAUAACUAACCAAGACUGACUGUAAUCUUGAAAGUGAACCAGGGGGUUU
Molecule: messenger RNA, 2273 nt
Organism: Cygnus olor (mute swan)
Lineage: Eukaryota; Metazoa; Chordata; Aves; Anseriformes; Anatidae
Gene: LARP7
Product: La ribonucleoprotein 7, transcriptional regulator
Exons: 15
Coding region: 451-2184 (577 amino acids)
Biological process (GO): RNA processing
Cellular component (GO): nucleus
Molecular function (GO): mRNA binding
Source: RefSeq, a predicted model, not a curated record